Molecule: messenger RNA, 502 nt
Organism: Hibiscus syriacus
Lineage: Eukaryota; Viridiplantae; Streptophyta; Magnoliopsida; Malvales; Malvaceae
Product: E3 ubiquitin-protein ligase RHA2A-like
Exons: 1
Coding region: 11-502 (163 amino acids)
Biological process (GO): protein ubiquitination
Molecular function (GO): ubiquitin protein ligase activity
Source: RefSeq, a predicted model, not a curated record
UUAAAAAAGUAUGGGAUUACAAAGCCAGCUAAACGACGUGUCCUCCGAUUCGAUCCCGCUUCUCCUCGUAGCCGUAAUCGCAAAGUGCGUCGGCUAUCUCCGGAGUCUCCUCUUUGGUUUCCUCCAUGCACUUGGGCUUUUCCUUUGCCCGGAACAGCCCACCACCGCCAUGGAAGACGUCGGGAUCAUAGGUUCCGGCCUCUCCACCCUCAUGGUACUCGCCGAGAAGGUCAACUUAAACAAGGCCUUCUCGUACGAAUAUUGCGGCGGCGGAAAGGGCUCCGAUUGCAUCCUGUGCUUGUGCGGGAUGAGACAUGGGGAACAGGUGAGGAAACUGGAUUGCUGCCAUGUAUUCCAUAAGGAUUGCUUCGAUGGCUGGCUCGAUCAUCUCAAUUUUAAUUGCCCGCUUUGUCGAUCCCCUCUGAAAACCGUUGAUCGGAGCGUGAAUUGCACGCGUAAGCGCGUUGGUCAAGAUUUAUUCGCCUGGUUUUGUUUGGCCUGA